Pangasianodon hypophthalmus (striped catfish) is the source of this 5059-nucleotide messenger RNA. RefSeq names its product protein phosphatase 1, regulatory subunit 21 (gene ppp1r21). The transcript has 22 exons. Gene Ontology annotation, cellular component: early endosome; membrane. NCBI's taxonomy places the organism in Eukaryota, Metazoa, Chordata, Actinopteri, Siluriformes, Pangasiidae. Bases 696 to 3044 code for a protein of 782 amino acids. The record is from RefSeq and is a predicted model, not a curated record.
UCAUGAAAACUUACGAUGCAUUCAUUUACCUCAGCUUCCCUAUUCACUAGCCUUCAACUAGCUUGGAUCUCAAAUUGUCCUGUUCUGGAAAUCUAGUGCACUCCGUAGGGUGUGUACGCCUAUCACUUUACACUCUAAGUAGGGUGCCUACGGAGUGAACAUGGCGCUGUUUGGGCACGCCCACUGCUUGGCUGUUGAGCUAGUCAGCUUUAGCUAGCUACAAUUCUUCGGUUAGGAUUUCGAGCUAGGGUAGAUGUAGAUAUUACUAAAAUAUUAUAACUCGUAAAUCGUAAAUUAGUGUACAGACUGGCUCGAGGGGAUGUUGUGAUAUUUUUCAAGAGGAUGUCAUUGAUUUAAAAUGUUAAAUAUUUAUUUUAUCGUUAGCUAGCUAGCUCGUUUAGCUAAUGAACCGGUUAGUCCUAUGAGCUGACGAGCUCGUGUUGUUUUAUAGAUAAUUAUUGUUAUCAUCUAUUUAUCUUUGUUUUUGACGAAAAAAUGGUUUAUUGACAGUUUUUCUAGCAAACUAUAUACUCUUUCUGGCUAAUACUGCGUUUUUAUUAGUCAGUGUUUGCUAUAGCAGAACCAUACACAAUAUCUAAUAUUUAAUAUAUAACAUAAAUAUAUAAUAAGUAUAUAAUAAUAAUAAGCAUUAAUUAGUGUUAGUGGAGGUGAUUUAGUUUGUUUUUCUCAUCAUCAUGGCUGCAGAACUUCAAGCCAAAUACACCAAACUGGCUCAAGAGUACUCAAAGCUCAGAGCACAGAAUCAGGUCCUGAAGAAGGCAGUGGUGGACGAGCAAGCCAGUUCCAACUCCCUGAAGGAGGAGGUGAAGCAGCGUGAGCAGAGCCUGCGUAAAGCCGAGCAGGAGAUGGACAGCCUGAGCUUCAGGAACCAGCAGCUGGCCAAACGAGUGGAGCUGCUGCAGGAGGAGCUGCAGGUCACCGAGGCCAGGAGUAAAAAGGGCAAGAGUAAAGGAGAUUCGCCGUCCCAGCCCAGCUACCAGACGCAGAGUGUGUUUGACGAAGACCUGCAGAAGAAGAUUCAGGAGAACGAAAGGCUUCACAUCCAGUUCUACGAGGCGGACGAGCUGCACCGUCAGCAGGAGGCUCGGCUCCGAGAGAGACUGGAGCAGCUGGAGAAAGACGCCGAGCAGCACCAGGCUGUGGUGGACGGUCUCGCCUCCAAAUACAUGGACAACAUCGAGAAACUACAGAGCGACAAAGCUCGCCUAGAGGUUAAAGUUCAGACACUGGAGAGAGAGGCAAAGGAGUGCCGACUCAGGACCGAGGAAUGCCAGCAGCAACUGAGGAAAUAUCAGACAGAGCUGAGCACUCAGCUGAAACACAACAGCAGUGUGAUCCAGGAGAAAGUGCCCUUCAACGACACCAAAUACAGUGGCUACAACAGCUUAAACGUUCCCACACACAACAGAAGACAUCAGCUGAAAGCUCGAGAUGCAGCAGGACAGGCCGUGGGCUUCGUGCAGGAUCUCGUCUCUGCUCUCCUCAACUUUCACUCGUACACAGAGCAGAGGGUCCACAUUUACCCCCUGGACUCAUCUAUCGAACCCGUCUCACCUCUCAACCAGAAGUUCUCUCAGUAUCUGCAUGAGAACGCUGCGUAUGUGCGCCCCCUGGAGGAAGCCAUGCUGCAGCUGCAUCAGAGCAUCACAGAGGACACGGUUACAGUACUGGAGACGGUGGGGAAACUGCAGGACUUUUCCAAAUCCUUCUCCACUUACACAAGCUUUCUGCAGAAGAUCCUGCCUUAUCAGCUAAAAAGUCUGGAGGAAGAGUGUGACGUCCCUCUGUGCACAGCGUCUUUGAGCGCUAAGAACCGCGAGCUACAGAGCGAUAUGAAAAGAGUGACUGCUGUGUUUGAGAAGCUGCAGAACUACAUCAGUCUCUUGGCCUUACCUAGUGUGCGAUUGGAUGCCAUGCCUCAGAGCAGCUCCAGCGCAGUCUUCACCCAGCUUGCUGCUUGUUUACACGGCCUGCACGAUGCCACCAAGGAGCUGUCCAAGCACUACAGUCAGAAGGUGGCCCUUGAGCAGGAGCUUCCUAACAUCACUCAGAAGCUGCGCACCACUAACGAGUGCUUACUCUCCUCCCUGGCCUCCCUCACCAACACCACAAACAAGAUUGCAACGUUCUUCAGCAACAAUCUGGACUUCUUCACCUCGUCGGCUGGGUACGGGCCCAGAGGCGGAACCGGAAGCCUCAACCCACAGCAGGCACACAGCAUGCUCAGUAACAAAAAGCACGCGUCCGACUACAUGCUCACACUCAGGAGGGCGCGUCCUGAGUCUGUUCCCUACACAGAGGCACUGUCGAACCAGCGCAUCCUCACCAGCUCCACAGAGAGCAGAGAGGGUCUCAUGCAGCAGGUGCAGCAGAGUCAGGAGAAAAUCGCUCGUCUGGAGCAGGAGAAGGAGCACUGGCUGCUGGAGGCUCAGCUGGGCCGAGUACGACUGGAGAAGGAGACUCAGCGCAUAGCCGAGCUGGAGGCCAGACUCUCCUCAGCCCUCGGGAACGGCGUCGCUGCACCCACACACACCGACUCUGCCUCUACAGGACCAGCUGAGGCAGAAAAAGACAAGAUAACGAGCAGAGAGGCGUCUCAGAGCACCAGUUUGGUUGGAAUGCUUACCACAACCCCGACUAAUGAGAGUGUUGGAGAUGAAGAGUCUCGGGAACACCUGAUCAAAUCCCACUACAUGGCGCGAGUGGCCGAGCUCACCACGCAGCUGCAGAUGUCCGACAGCAAGGCGGUGCACUUUUACGCCGAGUGCCGAGCGCUGGCGAAACGUCUGGCCAUCGCAGAGAAAUCUCGCGAGACUCUCACAGAGGGGAUGAAGCAAGCCAAUCAGAACAUCACGUCCCUGCAGGAUGAACUGAGCACGACUAAGAGGAGCUACGAGGACCAGCUGAGUAUGAUGAGCGAUCAUCUCUGCAGCAUGAACGAAACCCUGAGCAAACAGCGCGAGGAGAUCGACACGCUCAAACUAGGAAACAAGGGAAACUCGAAGAAGAACAAGGGUCGGUAGUUUGGUAUGCAGUCAUUCAGCAUCGCUGUGAAUGAAGGAGGAUGUACUGGGACCAGACAGAUUUCACUAAACACACACACACACACACACACACACAGAUACGGCAGAGACACAUGGAGACAUGACGUCCUGCUCUGCUCAGACAUAACUGACCAGACAUGACUUGGUUCAUUCGUUAGUUUUUUUUUUUUUUUUUUAAACAACAGCUUGUUUGAGUGUGAGUGGAAAACUGACAUUUCAUCACCUUUAUCUUCUGCUAUCUUGCCAUUUUUCCAAGCAGACAGAAUGUUAGUGAUUUUUACAAAUUAAAACAAAGACCUAAAGUGUGCAGAUCGGCUGAACGAUCAUGUACUGGUCAUAUCGCUAUAAGUCUAAUUUUGACUGCUUGACAUUUCAUCUGACCGUUUCUUUAUCACAUGAGUAUCAAAUUUUCCUACUUCCUGUUUGAAGACCCUGAUUAGUUUCCAUAUUUACUGAGGACAUUAAAACGUGCACAUAAAUUGUGCGUAUAUCCUUAACAUUAUACUAUUCUGGUAUAGGAAAUAACAUUAAAGGUACGGUCAGUGUUUUUUUUUUUUUUUUUUUUUUUUUUUAAAAGGUGAAGUCAGCGCUUUUUAUAAUAUUUAUCCAAGCUCUGCUCACACUGCAGAGGCGUCUCCACUCUCCCUACAGUCAUGUUACUUGUUUCUUCUUUGUAUCAGAGAUGUUGCUUCACUGAUAACACUGACGUUAGAAGCCGAAAUUGUUUGGAGUUUCAAAAUACUGAAAUUGCGUACUACACCUUUAAUGGUUUUGAAAGUGGUUAGUUUUUUGUACUUUUUUUUUUUUUUUUUUUUUUUUUAAACAAAAAACAUUAGAGAAAUCUGUACUCCUGUGUUGUUUUGAUAAACUGCUCAAAGCUAAAAGUGAUUCUCCUAACACCUCAGUUUGAAGAAAUAACCGAAUCAUUUAACCCUUGCUCUGCGUCAUGCGGCAUUUUUAAAAAUGCGACGUGGAUAAUGUACAGAAAUCUGGGAUAUUGUUGUACAGGUAUGAUACAGUGAAUAUUAUUUUUUCUUCCACCGCUAAUCUAUAUGCAGUGAUUUCUCGUGAUGUGAAAUCUGUUAUUUAAACACCACGAUAUUACGCUCUCUCGGUCCCGCAUUAGCAGGAGUGUGUUUAUCCGGAACAUCCGAUGCCGAUCGCUGUACUUGCGUAGCACACAGUGAGUUUUAUUGCUAGAACAUUUCAUUUCGUGUCGUAACUCUCUGCAAAAUAUCAUAACUAUUUUAAAAUGAUGUAUUAUGCAACCCGAGUGAGAUCUCACACACACACACACACACACACACACUUAUACCCCAUAUGAAAUAUAUGUUAAUCCAGUACAGGAGACUAGUCUGUACCUCAGUAGUACUUAAGCAUGUAGGCAGAGAUUAUAAUCAGUGAUAUAGAGAGCUGUUAGGGUAAAAGCUCUCACUGUGAUUAGCUGUGAAUGCUAAAGCGAUAUAAAUAUGCACUGGGCAGAUUUUUCUGUGGAAAAAAAAAAUAUAUUCGAAAUGGGAAAACAAAACGUUAAUGUGAAUAUAUGUUCAAUUCAUAUCAUGUCUUAUGUGUUUUUUUUUGUUUGUUUGUUUUUUUUUUAUUUCUUCUUCCACCAAACUUUUAUACAAUGGCUUUGAUCAUGUUUUGUUAAACCAGUGAAAUCAGUGUUGUGUAAGAUUUAUGUACGGAUAAAUAUCAGCCAAGCCCUGAGGAAAAGAUAUCAAAACUGACGCUCCGUUUUAACCGUGACUAUCCGUGAUUAACGAAUCCUCGACUUUUUUUUUUUUCCCCCAAACAAAUGGUCGUGAAUCACCAGUGACAGUUUACAAAGAUCCACGUAGUCGCUUCUCGUCAAGUUUACAACAGUCGUCUUUUAUUCAGAGCAAGACUCCGAACUGCAAAUGAUUUUCUCCAUUUAAUCUCCUCCACGUACUGAUCGCAUACCAAAACCAUGUAAAUGAAACAUGACAUAAAUAAUAAAACAUGGAUUUGAA